This is a messenger RNA of Cataglyphis hispanica, 1331 nucleotides long. It is a transcript of the gene Cpap3-d, whose product is annotated as protein obstructor-E. Gene Ontology annotation, cellular component: extracellular region. The record is from RefSeq and is a predicted model, not a curated record. NCBI's taxonomy places the organism in Eukaryota, Metazoa, Arthropoda, Insecta, Hymenoptera, Formicidae. Gene Ontology annotation, molecular function: chitin binding. The coding region runs from base 16 to 954 and encodes 312 amino acids. The transcript is spliced from 5 exons.
GCUCGCUAUCGAAGAAUGCAACCGCAAUUCUCAGACAAUUCGUCAAGCACGACGGCGCUGGUCAACAGGCCGACACGUAGGCAAACCAGGGACAAGACAAGGGGGGACACAUCCUGGUGGGGUUCGGCGAAGUCGAGCGGUGAAGGGAGACGAUACAGCGUCCCCGAGGUGUACCGAGGCCGACACCUAAAGUGCGCGCCAAUCGCUAACUUCGUCGUCAGUAGUCAGAGACAGUCAAACCGACGAGUGUGCCGGAAGAAGAUGAGCUAUCCGAUGUGCGUGAUCGUGCCGUUGCUCCUGGCGAUCCUGGCACGUGUUGAGGCCGUCGCCUUAUUCGAUGCCCCAUCAUGUCCCAAUCCUUAUGGGAUACACGCUUACGCUCAUCCUGAGGAUUGCGGAGCCUUCUUUUUAUGUACGAACGGUACUCUAAGCUACGAGUAUUGCGAGAACGGGCUUCUGUUCGACGGACACGGCGCUAUCCACAAUCACUGCAAUUAUAAUUGGGCUGUCCAGUGCGGCGAUCGCAAGGCCGACUAUACACCUAUUAGCAGUCCAGGUUGCGAGUAUCAGUUCGGCAUGUACCCUGACAGCGACAGCUGCAGUACUAGUUACAUCAAGUGCAUCUACGGCGAGCCACAUCCGGCCCAAUGCGACCCGGGUCUGGUCUACAACGCGAAGACUCACACGUGCGUCUGGCCCGACGAGCUCAUCCCCUUCUGCAAUCCCGAGGCUAUAGUAGGCUUCAAGUGUCCGCACAAGCUGCCCUCAAACAGCCCCGCUGCCAAGUUCUGGCCCUAUCCGAGAUUCCCUGUACCAGGUGAUUGCGGGAGAUUGAUCACCUGCGUGGACGGUCAUCCGCGACUUCUCACCUGCGGAGAUGGAAAACUGUUCGACUCAGUGAGCCUGACUUGCCUGGAUCCAGAUGAUGUUCCUCACUGUGCUAAUGGAAUUUAAGAAUAGAAGCACAUUCCUUGGUAUCCUAAAUCAGCAAAAAAAAAAAAAAAAAAAACAACGAAAAAAACAACUAACCAUCAAACAAUGAAAAAUUAUAUGUUUGAUGAAAAAUUAAAAAUUAAAAAUUAAAAUUAUCUUGGUAAAAAAACGUAAUAUUGCCCGAAAUUUAUUUAUAAAAUAAAAAUGUGUACAAAAUAAGAAUUUUUUAUUGCAAAAAAUUGAGUUAUUACAAAACAAGAUUAAUUAUUCAAAAUUAAUCAAAAAUGAGGAAAAGGAAAAAUUAAUUAUAAAAAUAAAGAAACUAUAAAAAUAAAAAGCAUAUAAAAAUAUAAAUCACAAAAUAUUAUUUAUUAAUUAGAUACACAUUUUUAUAUAUA